Molecule: messenger RNA, 806 nt
Organism: Haliotis rufescens (red abalone)
Lineage: Eukaryota; Metazoa; Mollusca; Gastropoda; Lepetellida; Haliotidae
Product: latent-transforming growth factor beta-binding protein 1-like
Exons: 4
Coding region: 264-695 (143 amino acids)
Molecular function (GO): calcium ion binding
Source: RefSeq, a predicted model, not a curated record
GAGACGAUGAACUUACCACGAUCUCUUUUAACCCGACCCGAACUUACUUUUUAUGUCCAAGGUGACAUACCCAAGGAACAUACCCUUUAUGUGAGUGUUAAAAAAGCCAUAAACGUCAUUUAAACGUCGCGUGCCUUUGGAAUUGUUUUCAACGGUUUGUUAUUUUUGCAUCGUGGUGUUUGGUAUAAAAGCAUGCCACUAUGCCUUGCCAAGUAUUCUCGUCCUAAACACCUCAGCUGUUCCGUUCUCCAACUUCCGACACCAUGGUCGUCAUUGUAGCUGCCUGUGUCAUCUUCGCCAUCACUGGUUCUGCCUCUGCUGCAACUCCCACCAACUGCACCAUCUCUGGAUGUGGGUUUGGAGGCAAAUGUAUCGACAAUGCUGCUGGGACGGCGUCCACCUGCGUCUGCUACCAAGGAUUCGAACUCAGCUUCCAGACAUUCGAAUGCAUAGACAUCAACGAGUGUAACUACACCAGCGCCGCCCUGUGCCCUAACGGCUUCUGUCACAACAUGUACGGCGACUACAAGUGCAACUGCUCCCGGGGCUUCGUGCCGCACUACCCCGACGGAAAGACUUGUGUGCGACCUAUAUUCCCUAUCAUCAACAACAACAACAACAACAAUAACAACAACAACAACAUCUUUGGCAACAUGCCAAUCUGGCUCUUGUCUUUGCUGUUUGGAGAGAUGUAAGAAGAACAACAUCUUAACAGUGUUCUAGUGUGUCCAAGUAGACAGCGAAGGAUCGCAACACGUCUGGCAAUAGAUCAAUAAAAACAAAUGUACUGCAAUGAAUAAAUAUGA